Penicillium malachiteum is the source of this 285-nucleotide messenger RNA. RefSeq lists its product as uncharacterized. The transcript has a single exon. NCBI's taxonomy places the organism in Eukaryota, Fungi, Ascomycota, Eurotiomycetes, Eurotiales, Aspergillaceae. Bases 1 to 285 code for a protein of 94 amino acids. The record is from RefSeq and is a predicted model, not a curated record.
AUGGUCACGCAUCUCAUCGUAAAUCCUUACAACUUUUGGGUAGUGGUGUUUACUGCUAUCGGGACUAUCUCUACUGCCUAUGGAUUGGCAAUCAUCGGAUCAGCAGUCGACCAGGCCAACUUUUACACCUAUUUGAAUCUUGCCACAGAGGGUGAGCCAGGCUAUGUUCAUACUACUCGAAUCAUCGCCGCGUUGAAUGGUGUCAAUUCUGCUGGUGCUAUUAUUGGUUGCAUAUGCCAUGUUUGGACCUCAGAGUUUCGGUCGCAAACAGACAAUGAUAAUUGA